GCAGAAACCUUAAUGAAUGACAAGAGCAGAGGACCACGACAUAAUAGUUUAACCAUUCAAAGUCACGAUUAUAUUACACUCAAUUUGUCUAAAUAUUGUAAUUUGUCAUUGUGGGUGAAAGAAAUGGAUCCUAAUCGGCAUUUAGAAGUUCAAUCGUUUUAUGUUGCUGCCAAAGAACCAAUUUAUAAAAAAGAGACUAAAGAAUACCUUCAGCAGAUGAGACUUCUUUUAUCUAAAAGAGAGUUGGCUGAGGAAGCUAACUACGAAUUUAGAGAUAGUGGUAGUGGGAAAAUUCCACUUGAAGAGUCCUUCAAUCAUUGUCUUCGGACUAUUGUUCCAUUGAUUGUUAACGAACAAAAGUUUAUGGCUGAUUUUUUUCAUCUUGCCAAAAAAGAUUCAAAGUCAUCAUUUUACGAGUCAGAAGUGUUCCUUAAGGAUUUAGAUGAUAAUGAAAAACAUUCAAUGAAUGGAGCGGAUCAACUAGAAAUACGCCAAAUUGUGAAUAGUGGUUAUGAAAAGAUUGUUAAAACGAUGUUUGAUUGUUUAGAAGCGAUUUCAAAAGACGAAGAGUCUCCCGUUGAUGAUAGGGAACAGUUAAAUGCACAUAUAAUGACUUUAGGUAAUAUUUCAUAUAUUUUACGUUUUGAAGUAAUCUUAAGAAACUAA
Messenger RNA from Racocetra fulgida, 666 nucleotides. The record is from the annotation of a GenBank genome assembly. Lineage: Eukaryota; Fungi; Glomeromycota; Glomeromycetes; Diversisporales; Gigasporaceae.